AUGUUGUUUUCAUGGUGUUAUGGUGUUGAUGUUGCUGGGAUGAGAGGAUGCUCUGCUGUGAGGAUGUUAUGCUGUUGCAGUAGUUGUUGCAGGCUUGUUUCUGUGUUGCUGCUUGUUUGGAAACUGAAGAGUUGCUGUCAAGGUUCUGUUCAGUUGAUGAAUGCAAUGCUGUUGGAUGAUAAGAGGAGUGUGCUGGCUUUUGGUCAGUUGCUUUUCCCAGCGAUUUUUGUAGUGGAAGCAGAUUCUUGGCUGCAAUUAGAGGGUGUUGUUUUGAUGAAUGCUGGCUUUGCUGGAAUUGAUUGA
Molecule: messenger RNA, 303 nt
Organism: Ilex paraguariensis (yerba mate)
Lineage: Eukaryota; Viridiplantae; Streptophyta; Magnoliopsida; Aquifoliales; Aquifoliaceae
Source: the annotation of a GenBank genome assembly